CCGAACCAUCUGCCCACCGAGAUGCUCCGGGAGGUGCUGAGCUACCUGCCCCCAAGCACGCUGCUCCGGCAGUGCCGCCUGGUGUGCCGGCGCUGGCGAGAGGUGGUGGACGGCAGGGACCUGUGGCUGAGCAUCCUGCCCUGGAAACACCCCGACCUGUGGCCCGUCAUCCUCACCUGCCUGCCCCCUGCUGGCGACCCCGGGCCCUGCAUCCUGGGCCGCUUCUGCGAGCUCAGACCCAUAGGGCGCAAGCUCACCGUGAACCCCCCGGAGAAAGAAGACCUCUGGAAUUGUAUGAUGCUGAGCGGUAGCGAUGACUCGGAGGAAGAGGAAGACUUGGGGGUCAGGCUGAAGACUUCUGGGGAGACUAGCUACAGUCCUGCCUACAGGUGUUGGUACAAGGGAGAAAUUUUGGAUCUGGAGGAGGAGGGCCUGUGGCGGGAACUCCUGGAUAGUGGAAAGAUUUGGAUUUCUGUCUGUCGCCGCUGGACAGAACAACAAGGCAGUGACCGGAUGUAUCAGCUAGUCGUCAAGCUUCUAGAUGCCAACUAUGCCACCUUGCAUUAUUUCUUCCAUAAACGUUUUCCCGUCCGUCCGCGGACAGGCAGCUUCUCCUUUCGGAUCAUGCAUGCGUUCACCAACAUCAAGAAGGGCGUCCGCUUUGUGUUGUUUGACCACAGUGUCGAGGGCUAUGACUCGUGGCCUGAGCAGUGUGGAGUCUCCAGGCCCCAGUCCAGUGUCAUCGUACGGAUCCGUCCCUAGGCUGUCCUUGUGAGACAACCUGACCAUGCCUUCCAGGAGCUUCGACCAUUGGCCAGACCACCUCAAUAAUCAAGAGCUUGUAGCUCCUGGCAUCCUGGGAUCUAUCCUGGGUCCAAUCAAGGGACCUACUGGGCCUUGUCUUUAAAUUCUAUGAGAAACUACGAGAAGAACGUUCUUACAUCAGGGUUACUGACUGAAUGCAGCCCCUGUUCUAUGGAGUGGAGACACACGGGUGAAAACAAGGCUCCUCACC
This is a messenger RNA of Cervus elaphus (red deer), 1015 nucleotides long. Its product is annotated as F-box only protein 27-like. NCBI's taxonomy places the organism in Eukaryota, Metazoa, Chordata, Mammalia, Artiodactyla, Cervidae. Bases 22 to 762 code for a protein of 246 amino acids. The record is from RefSeq and is a predicted model, not a curated record. Gene Ontology annotation, biological process: SCF-dependent proteasomal ubiquitin-dependent protein catabolic process; glycoprotein catabolic process. Gene Ontology annotation, cellular component: cytoplasm; SCF ubiquitin ligase complex. Gene Ontology annotation, molecular function: ubiquitin protein ligase activity; protein binding. The transcript has 5 exons.